AUGGCUGUGGAGUUGGUUAGCCUAGCCGAGGGGUUCUCCUGCUACACCAGCAGUGAGAUUGAAGCCCAGUUCAUUUACAACGAAAUCUGGAACGACCAUUGUUACGACGGGCCAAAGGUCUCGGAGACUCCUUUCAUAAUUGAUGCCGGCGCCAACAUUGGACUCUUCUCCAUAUACAUGAAGCAAAAAUACCCAAACGCCAGAAUCAUCGCCUUCGAGCCCGCGCCGGAUACGUUCAAGACUAUGCAGCGCAACUUUGAGCUGCACAAAAUCACUGGAGUCGAGACGCACCAAUACGGCCUGGGGCCCAGAGCCAGCACUGAGAAGUUGACUUACUACCCGACGUUCCCCGGCAACUCAACUCUGCGGCCUGAAACCAAGUUGUCUACGAUCGAAGCGGUCACGGAGAGAUUUGGAAGAGACUUCGCGGAGGCGAGAUUCGGCGAUGCACAGGUUUUGGAUGUGGAGAUUCAACCUUUGUCUAAGGUUUUGAAAGAUAUGUCCGGAGUUGAGAAGAUUGACUUGCUGAAGAUUGAUGUCGAGGGAGUUGAGCUUGGGGUCUUACAAGGUCUGAGUGACGUUCAAUGGAAUAAGCUGCAGAAUGUGGCGCUGGAGACGACGGCGUCUUCUGGGGAUCUUGAGCCGAUUGAGGAGUUGUUGAAGUCAAAGGGACUUGCUGUCGAGAGAGAAGAGGCUGUCUUUGAUGAUCGAGGGGCUCAUGAGUUCUUCGUGGUUCGCGCGUAUCGCGAAAGUAAGGAAGUCUGA
Messenger RNA from Colletotrichum karsti, 765 nucleotides. Its product is annotated as amino acid adenylation domain-containing protein. The transcript has a single exon. The record is from RefSeq and is a predicted model, not a curated record. Bases 1 to 765 code for a protein of 254 amino acids. Lineage: Eukaryota; Fungi; Ascomycota; Sordariomycetes; Glomerellales; Glomerellaceae.